Rotaria sp. Silwood1 is the source of this 2262-nucleotide messenger RNA. The record is from the annotation of a GenBank genome assembly. NCBI's taxonomy places the organism in Eukaryota, Metazoa, Rotifera, Eurotatoria, Philodinida, Philodinidae.
AUGAGUAAUAAUGAUGAACUUCAUAAUUAUGAAGGUUUAUUAUUAACUUCAGCUUCAUCUAAUAAACGUUCAUUAACAAAUCAAUUUGUUGAUUGUGUAAAAAAAACUAAAUAUUUUGUUCCUUGUACAUUAUUAUCACCAUCAAAAACAAUGAAUGAUCAAAUAAUAAAAGAUACUCAAAAACUUCAACCAAAAAAACCUAUUGAACAACAACCAAAACGAGGUUCAUUAUGUAUUGCGUAUUCAAUCUCAAAUGAUGAGCAUACUAAUAAUUCAAUUUUAACAUUACAUGUUAUACGUGCAAGACAAUUAUCAAUUGUAGAUUCCGAUAAAAUUAAUACAUUUGUUAAAGUUAAAUAUUCUCAUCAUUUUGAACAAUGUUCAAAAAUUAUUCAUGGAACUAAUUCACCUAUUUAUGAUGAAAAAUUUCAUAUACCUUUAAAUAAAAAUAAUUUAUCAACACCAUCAAAACGUUUGACAAUCUCUGUUUAUAAUCAAUCCAUAUCAAACAAUAAAAGUGAUUUAAUCGGUUGUAUGUCAUUUAAUAUGAAGACACUUCUUAAAACAACUAGUUGCAUAAAGACUUCAUCAAAAUAUAAAUGGUAUUGUCUAUUACCGGAAUCAAUUGGACGACAUAAAUGUAUGGCUUUAAAUGUAGAUACUUCUUCAUCUUUACAUAGUAAAAAAAUUGCAACAUUAAAGAAGCCACAUUCAUCUCAAAAUUAUAAUCAAUCAAAUGGACUUGUGUUCAAGGUUGAUAUAUAUGAUCGUGAUGAAAUUCAAUUUUCGUCUGGAUUUCCAUGUAAAAUAAGUGAAAUAAAAUCAAGUAUGAGUUCAACUUCUACACGACCUAUGCCUGGUGAUAUACUUUUACAAGUUAAUGAUAUUAAUGUUUCACGAACACAAGCUAAAGCUGUUAAAAAAUUAAUAAAAAGUUUAUCAAUACCGAUAACUCUUCAAUUAUAUCGUCUUAUAAUUCCAUCAACAUCAAUUAAAGUUGAUAAAAUUGUUUUAAAUUCUGUUGAACAACAUGAACCAUUAAAUAGAAAUUUAAUAUCAACCAAUUCUUUAUAUUUAUCAUCCGAUAAACAAUGUAAAACAAAAACAUAUGAUUGUUUUAUAUCAAAACCUACUGUAAUGAAUAUUGAUCAUCAGCAAUCUUUACUUAUGUCACCAAUUGAUCGAAAAAUUACAACACAAAGUGAUGGAAGUGAAUCAGGUGUUGGUUCUGAAAGUAAUCCAUAUUCAGAUGGUGAUCAAGAUAAUCGAUUAAAAAUUCUUUCGGAAUCUUACGAACGUGAAGUAUUAAAUUUAAUUGAAAUUGAAAAAGAAUUUAUUAAUCAAAUUGAACUUGGCAUUUUAGCAAUAUCACGCUAUCAAUUAAAUCGCUUACAAUCAUUAUCCGAACGAACAAUAAUAACUCAUAUUGGAAAGAUUUUUCAUGAAAAAGUUCAAUUAAUAUGUGAAGCAUUUAAUCAUUAUAUAUCGGGCUAUUCAGAUGCUUGUUUACAAUUAAAACAAUUAAUAAAAUGUGCUAGUUUUCAAAGAUUUAUUCAUGGAAAUAAUUCAAAUCUAACAAUUGAACAGUUUCUACAGAUACCAUUAACUCAUAUCGAUAAUCUUGUUAAUCAAUUGGAUACAUUAUGUUGUACUUGUGAAAAUGCAAAUGAUGCUAAUUAUCUUUUGCAUGUUCUUAAAGAGUUACGGCAAUGUUCACUACAUGUUUCAUCCAUUGAAUCGUCAACAAGUCAACAUCAUUGUACAACAACAAUGUCAUUGAACAGUGCCAAUGGUAUAUCAUCAUCAUCAUCAAUGAAUAAUUCCGAUGAUAGUGAUAUUAUUGAAUUACAAAAUCGACUUCAAUUUACACAAAAUAUUCAACCUGUUCUAUUAACUGGUCACAAUCGUCACAUUAUUUUUUCGGGUGUACUUUUAUUACAAAAUGAAAAUAAAAAUUAUAUUGAGACUUGGGCUGUUCUCUUAAAUGACAUGCUACUAUUGACCCAAAGAAAUGCAAUCGAUACACGUUUAAAACUGGUUUGUAAUGCGAUUUCGUUAAGUGAUAUUGUUGAUUUUCGAUCAAGUGAUGAACGUCAAGAUGCUUUAAUAUUUCUAUCGAAUAAACCGAAUCUACCAUAUAAAAUUCGUUAUCCAAGUAAAUGUUUACAAUAUGCAUGGCAAACAAUACUUGAACAACGUCUUAAAACUUGGCAACGAUCAAUUCAUGAUGAAUCGUCAUCAGCUGGUUCGGAUAUUGAAUAA